AUGUUUAACGGCGUCGGUCUGACGACGCCGCGAGGAAGCGGCACCAAUGGUUACGUACAGAGGAGUCUUGCAAACCUGCCGCCCAUCAGAAUCGCAAAGAAUCAUGAUCAAAAGGGUUAUAUUACGCGCCCGAAGAUGCGCGUCAACCCCGAGAUUGCCUGGCAUGAAAAACUUCGCGCCCUAGAGGUGAAAUUGAUGGAGUUAAGAAUGCAGAAGGAAGGCCAAAUGACCGUGGAGGACCUUGAAAAGUUUAUCGGAGAUGAAAGACAGCGACUGAUGGCGCUCCUUGAAAAGGAUAAAUUGGUUACUACACUGAGGGAGUAA
Molecule: messenger RNA, 324 nt
Organism: Babesia sp. Xinjiang
Lineage: Eukaryota; Apicomplexa; Aconoidasida; Piroplasmida; Babesiidae
Product: Pre-mRNA-splicing factor CWC21
Exons: 1
Coding region: 1-324 (107 amino acids)
Source: RefSeq, a predicted model, not a curated record